This is a messenger RNA of Pogona vitticeps (central bearded dragon), 1652 nucleotides long. The record is from RefSeq and is a predicted model, not a curated record. NCBI's taxonomy places the organism in Eukaryota, Metazoa, Chordata, Lepidosauria, Squamata, Agamidae.
ACCUCUGAGUGCAAGUUCUGUGGGGUUUGGGAGGGACCAUUGCAGCUCACCCCCCACCUUAGGUGAUGCCUUUUUUUCCCAGUGCAGGGCAUAACCACUUGAUGUCCCAUUUCCCUCCACUGUAGACUCAUGUCAUCAUUCUUUAUUCCAGAACCGGACAAGCACAUUUGGACAAAAGAGGAAAAGCUAACCUUUCCAAAACCUGAGAAAGUGGCCGUCCCUGGAAUAUCAUUGACGAGAGACCAUCCGGUAUCCCCACAGGGCCCUAUGGUAGAUGAGAGGGUUACAGGUCACGAAGGAGGCAAUAUUCGGUCUUCAGAUCAGGCCGAGGAAACAAAAUGGCAAGGUUUCUUUCAUGAGACUUGUGUUGAGGGUUUACAGAGAAGUAUCUUGCAAGAGGGACGUCUGAAACAAAUAAGGAAGAAGACAGUGACGGAAGGUGGGAGAACCUGCUCUCUCAGCACAGUCCUUCACAAGAGUCGGAAAGCGCCAAAACUGUACGAGUGUACUUACUGUCGGAAACUCUGUACCAACAGCGCCCACCUGGUUAUACAUGAGAGAAUCCACACAGGCGAGAAACCCCACAAGUGCUCAGAAUGUGGGAAAAGCUUCACCCAGAAAGGGAAUCUCACCAGUCACAAGAGAAUCCACAUGGGAGAGAGACCCCACCAGUGUCGAGACUGUGGGAAAAGCUUCAGCCGGAGGCAACAGCUUAUGAGACACGAGAGGAUCCACUCAGGAGAAAAACCCUAUAAAUGCUCUGACUGUGGGAAAAGCUUCUGUAGGAAGGACUCCCUUAUUACACACAAGGGAACCCACAUUAGAGAGAAGCCGUCAGAUUCCUGUGACUAAGGGGAAAGCUUCGCGUCCAGCUUUUAUAUCUUAAAAAAUACACGUCAUGCUUUCGCACUGAGAGAAUCCACAGGUGUCUUAUCUCCAAAGCAUCCUCAUACAUUCCAGCCCAAAAGAAGCAUCCUACCUCUCAUUAUCCUCAACCUCUGUAGUUCUUGUUAUAUCUUUGCAAGCUUCAGAAAAGACUCUGAGCUGUCACGGGAAGGACACUCAAAUUUAUCUACUUACUUGAAAUCAAUGAGGCAGUGCAAAAUUUGGAAGCAUGGGUACUCCUCGCAACCCUCCUCAUUGGAGACUCCAAAAACAAAACCAGCUGGAUCCAUCUCUGUCAACAAAUGAGGGACAAUCCUUUUGUAAAGUUAAUGGCUCUUGAUUAUCAAGACAAGACCAAACUGCCCUCAAAUACUUGCCAUUCAAAUAAAUAAUUUGCAGCAAUGAAUUGUUCAGGGGGGAAUCCAUUUUUCUCCCAGCUACAUGAGGAUUGCAGCUGAGCUCAGAAAGAACUGGGAAGCAAGGAGAGAGUGGAGGAUGAUGUCAUAGCCGCUAACACUCAGAUAGUUUUAGAGCUUUGACCCAGUGAACCCUGGAUCCACUACAUAACUAUGCUCACACAGGCUUCUGUCAGCUCUACUAUGCUCACGGCAUCUAAAAGGAGAAGAAAGAAAGCCGAUAUACUCAUGUUUUAUGGUCAUCUCCUAGGUAACUGGUUACCCAUUGUCUGAUCAGAAUGCUGGACCAACAAGAUAAUUGGUCUAAUUUAAUAUAGCUCUUUGUAAUUCAAAAUAAAAUAAUGCCCCCAA